UCACCCCACGUCGCCGGGGAUUUUGGCCUCACAUACAAUCCUCCCAUUUCAAUCCACGUCUGGGAAUCACAGAGCACACAAGCCAUCCGACCUUUCGCUUCACAAUGGCGACGAGACCAGCACCUCCGUUGCCAGGAGGUACAAAAGCUCGAGCGAGUGGAUCAUCGUCCCAUCAUGGAGAUAGGCCGCGGCAAAAGCAGAGGAUAGGUCUGUAUCAGAUGGGCAAGACUCUCGGCACGGGGUCAUUUGGCAAAGUCAAGCUCGCUACACACAUGGUGACCAGUCACGAAGUAGCGCUCAAAUUUAUCAACCGAGCCAAGAUCACUACGCCAGAUAUGAAUGCGAGGGUGAAGAGAGAAAUCCAGUAUCUCAAAGUCCUGAGGCAUCCUCAUAUCAUCAAGCUAUACGAAGUCAUUACCACCCCGACUGAUGUAGUCAUGGUCAUGGAGUAUGCCGGUGAAGAGCUGUUCACGUACAUUGUGGACAAGGGCAAAGGAGGAAUGGCUGAGGACGAAGCAAGACGGUUCUUCCAGCAGAUGAUCGGUGCUAUAGAAUACUGUCACCGACAUCAUAUCGUUCAUCGUGAUCUGAAGCCUGAAAACCUCUUUCUCGACGCUCGGAACAAUAUCAAAAUCGGCGACUUCGGACUGUCAAACCUGAUGACGGAUGGAGACUUUCUCAAGACUUCAUGCGGAAGUCCAAACUACGCCGCACCGGAAGUCAUCUCUGGAAAACUCUACUCUGGACCUGAGAUCGACGUCUGGAGUGCAGGGGUCAUCAUGUAUGUACUGCUCUGCGGCAAGCUUCCAUUCGACGACGAGAACAUUCCCAUGUUGUUUAAGAAGAUUGAAAGCGGUCAAUUCCACGUUCCAAGCCAUGUCUCAGAUGAAGCUCGGCACCUGCUGAGGCGGAUGCUAACGGUCGAUCCCCUCAAGAGGGCGACUAUCAGUGAGAUUCGCUCCAUGCCCUUCUUCCAACAUAAUCUCCCUCGAUAUCUCAAUCCACUGCCGGAACUGGAUCGCUGGCCGACUCUGCCCAUGGACGAUAUGCAAACCUUGUUGUUGAUCAACGAAGGCGAGGCGGAUCCGAAACGUGUGGCAGAGGAGAAGGGUCUGGUGUUCUCAGAGGACCUCGGCAUCAUUGAUCCGGAAAUUGUCUCAGCGCUGUUGGAGAAGAUAACAACGUAUACCGAAGCCAUGGUUUGGGAUGCGCUUCAGAAGGAUGGUGAUAAUCAGGUCAAGGUGGCGUAUCAACUGGUCAGGGACCAUCGACGGAUCCUGAAAGAUUCCCUGACCAUGGAUGACGAUGAGAACACUGCAAUGGCAGACUUCAUGGCUUCUUCUCCGCCGGCGUGGAACACCAACAUUCCACCGCCCAUGGUUCAGCCGGGUCCCGAAGAAAUGGACUGGGAAGAGGAUGUAGAACAAGACAUUCAAGACAUCCCCAACGCACAUUUCGGCGUGCUUGAUACCAGUCUGCCAGGUCACAGCACACCUCAGACGGACGACAAACAUCAGCAAGAAUUGGCCGAACGAGCCGCUCGCGCAUUGCUUGACCCUCCACCGCGUACCAAGCCUAUCGCUCGACCUAAAUGGCACUUUGGCAUUCGGUCGAGAUCUCCGCCGAUGGAGGUCAUGCUAGAGAUUUACAAGGUCCUCAACUCGUUGGGUAUGCAAUGGAGACGCAAAGAAGGCAUCGCGAUGCCUGAAGUGGGUCUGCCUCCACCUGGCGGCUAUCCCGAGGAUGUGAUCAAUGCCAUUGAGCAAUGGACAGAAGAGCACGACGGUGUGGCGCCUGUGAUGGGCAAACGUCCCCCAGGGAAGAAGGAAGCUUCGGUUCAGGAUAAGGCUGCGCAGGGGCUGUACUUGGUGGAGACGCGAGCGCAGUACGGAGAUAUUAUGGUUCGCAUGGAUCUGCAGCUCUACCGAGUAGAUGCUGCCAAUUACUUGGUGGAUUUUAGAAAUAUAGGGUACUACAACGUUGGCGAGUCUGCCGAUGAGUAUGACACUGUGGGUGCGACCAACGGAGGUGGUGGUGUCAGGAAACCGGGUGUAGAUGGAGGCGCUACGAUUGGUGGAGUGUCUGGUCCAUUCCACUUCUUAGAGAUGGCCUGUCAGCUGAUUGCAGAGUUGGCCAGUGGAUAGAAUGUAGCAUAUAUAUAUGUAAAUGUUGUACAUGCAGUUGGUCGUCGUUGAAUAUGGUAUAUGCAAGUUUAUUAGCUGACACUGAAAUAAUUUUCUUCUUUUC
Molecule: messenger RNA, 2247 nt
Organism: Kockovaella imperatae
Lineage: Eukaryota; Fungi; Basidiomycota; Tremellomycetes; Tremellales; Cuniculitremaceae
Product: putative SNF1A/AMP-activated protein kinase
Exons: 9
Coding region: 105-2144 (679 amino acids)
Biological process (GO): protein phosphorylation; intracellular signal transduction
Cellular component (GO): cytoplasm
Molecular function (GO): protein serine/threonine kinase activity; ATP binding
Source: RefSeq, a predicted model, not a curated record